This is a messenger RNA of Annulohypoxylon truncatum, 798 nucleotides long. RefSeq lists its product as uncharacterized. The coding region runs from base 1 to 798 and encodes 265 amino acids. The transcript has 4 exons. The record is from RefSeq and is a predicted model, not a curated record. NCBI's taxonomy places the organism in Eukaryota, Fungi, Ascomycota, Sordariomycetes, Xylariales, Hypoxylaceae.
AUGAAGACUCAGACUCUUUUCAGCUCAGCGCUGCUCUUCGCUGCGAAGAGUGUUCUUGCGAACAAUGCCAUCCCCGACAGUGCUUUCUCGCAGAAUAAUGGUAUCGCUGCUGCCCAGGCAGCCGCUCCUGCUUGGUUUAUGGCCUCUGGGACCUGCAUGCCUUCGGCUGCCGAAGACGGCCAAGGUCACCAGACGAACGGUGUUGAUCCCGACAACUGCAACCUUGGCAAAUUAGCGAAUGGUUGUCCCCAGCAGCCGUCAUGGCAGGGCGCAAACACAUUCUACGGCAAUAUCGCCGGAGAACCGUUCAGCAACAUUCCGACGUACUACAACGUUGUCAAAUGCGGCAACCAGUGGAAGAUCCUCUACUAUGUGUAUUUCAAGAAGGAUACUGGCCACAAGAGUGACUGGGAAGGUGUCGUGAUUGCCUUCAAUGACCAGGGCGGAGGCAAGUGGACUCGAACCAACAUGGCUAUGGAACAAGACGGAAGCCAUCCAUGGGUUGAUUGGGACAAGAUCAACGACACAUUCGACGGCAACGACGACUUUACAAACUGGGGCCAGAAGAGCCGGGACCAUCCCAAGGUGUACUUCGGCAAGUGGCAUCACUCUGCCCACAUCGACUGGCACACUACCACUUUCAAGAACACUUGCCCCCCUAACUCUGAAAACGACUUCCGUAAUGCAGACUAUCAGUUCAAGGCCGUCGACAACUUACGUCACGUUACUGUUAUCGACCCUAGCUGGGUCUGGGGUCAAGCAUCUUCGCCUGUCAAGAUUGAUGUUUGCACGUACUAG